Molecule: messenger RNA, 1098 nt
Organism: Anthonomus grandis grandis
Lineage: Eukaryota; Metazoa; Arthropoda; Insecta; Coleoptera; Curculionidae
Product: tigger transposable element-derived protein 4-like
Exons: 2
Coding region: 1-1098 (365 amino acids)
Cellular component (GO): nucleus
Molecular function (GO): DNA binding
Source: RefSeq, a predicted model, not a curated record
AUGGGGAAAGAUACUGUACAGCGACCCUACUACAGAUCCGUUAACCAUCACCAGAGCCACAAAAAAAUUAGGAAUCCCGUACGCCUAGAUGUGGAUCAAGCUCUUAUUCGAUGGUUUGAGGUGAGAAGAACCGAAAAUAUUCCUAUAAGUGGACCACUUUUAAAAGCAAAAGCGGAAGAUUUAUCUAAGAGAUUACACGGUGGAGAUUUUAAGUGCUCUACGGGUUGGCGUUUUAAAGUUCGUCGCAACAUCAAUGUCGGCAAAGUGUCCGGUGAAGCAGGAGAUGUUAGCAGGGAAGCUGUGGUGAACUGGUUAACCGAGAAAUGGCCAAGUAUUGCACAAAAUUACAGCUGUGAAGAUAUUUUUAAUGGGGAUGAGACCGGACUAUUUUACAAGAUGACUCCAGACCGUACACUGAAAUUUAGAGUAGAAAAGUGUGUGGGAGGCAAACAAUCAAAGCUAAGAUACACCGUUUGGGUUUGUGCAAAUAUGACAGGUAGUGAAAAAUGUAAACUUCUUGUCAUUGGUAAAUACGAGCGACCGAGGUGCAUGAAAAAUAUUAAAAACCUGCCUGUUAUUUAUAAAUCGAAUAGACGCGCAUGGAUGACUUCAGACAUUUUUAUUAAUUAUUUGAAAGAGUGGGAUGAAAAACUAAGACGUCAAAAAAGAAAAAUAUUGCUUCUAGUGGACAAUUGUGCAGCUCAUCCAAAGAAUGUAGAUCUGACAAAUAUCAGAUUAGAAUUUUUGCCUCCCAAUUGCACUUCUGUCAUACAACCAAUGGAUCAAGGCAUAAUAAAAUGCCUGAAAACCUAUUACUGUAGAUAUUUUAUGUAUCGCCUAAUUCAAGCAUUGGAUAGUGAGGAAACGUUCAAUCUAACAAUUCUAGACUCGAUAAAAAUAAUUGCGAAAUCUUGGAAUGAGGUUUCGCAAAAAACGAUUCAAAACUGCUUUCGACAUGCUGGUCUAGUGAAAUCGAUCGAGGAGUUUGAUUCAGAUGAUGACUUGCCUCUGAAUCAGUGGUACGAAAAAUAUAAAAGUGUUGAUGAUGAUGAUGAGUGGGAUAUUCCGCUAAGUUAUUGGUUGCAAAAUCACUGCUAA